AUGGAAGAGCCAUUCGAACUCGAAGGUUGGUUAGGUAUCAUCCACGGUGCCAACUAUCGUAUUGAUUUUUCUUUACCGGAAGAGUUUGAUGAAUCAUUUAAAUUAUUAAUUCGUGAAAUAAAGCAUACCGAAGAUCAAUUAAGCAUCAAUCCUCGUAGUACUUCUCCUGGUGUUUCAAUGUCUUCUCCAACGAGCAGAAGACUGGCUCCUACACCAAUAACAGUUCCAUCUAACACUUAUCUGACAUUGCAUGCUCGUCUCGAUGCCAUUAUUCGUGAUUACAAAGAUUCAAUCGAAAAUAAACCUCGUCAUGUGAGCAAAGAUCAACGGAAAGAACUUGAGAAACUUAUCAGUCAACUUCGUCAGCAAUUAAUUCAUGAUGCAUCAUUAAUUUUACCAAACAGUCGUACAUACAAUAAUGAUCAUGAACUGUUGCAACAUCUUAAUAGAUCUCUUGAUCUACAUCAACUAUUGAUAGAUAGUUUAAUACCACCAUCUCCUAUACAACGAACCCGAGGAAGCGAGCUCCAUAUCAAUACUGAUAGAAUCAUGAAACUGGUGCUUACGGUCCUAGCUUUGUGGGGUGCAAAAGCACUCUACAACAAGACAUAA
This is a messenger RNA of Adineta steineri, 612 nucleotides long. NCBI's taxonomy places the organism in Eukaryota, Metazoa, Rotifera, Eurotatoria, Adinetida, Adinetidae. The record is from the annotation of a GenBank genome assembly.